UGGGUGUUUUUUUUUGGUUACGACGCGCAAUAUUUUCCCACCUUUUGAUGCAAAUAGUCUGUGCUUCAAAUAAACCUUUGAUUUGAAAAUGUUCAUGCACAACAAAAACAAUCAUGGCCAUGGCCGAGGAUGAUGAUCUGAUUGUGAAUGCAGUCCUUCUCUCAUUGUUCCCAUCCAUCGCUCGACUGAAAGAUUACUUGGCUCAGAGCCUUGACGACUGCCCAACAUUAAUUCAAGACAACGAUCCAACAGAAUACAAAGACUUGCUACAUAAUACCCUGGUAGCCAAUAAUCAUAGUAGUCAUAGUCAUGCCCAAAUCCUUGUCCCAGGCGCAGUAGCAAAUGAUUCCCUCCUGCCGCCUUUCCCCAGGAACAGCCCAUUAGGGACCAUAGGAAAUCAUAACGAGAUUGUUGAUCUGGCAAUAGAGCAAACGUGUCCCAAGACAAGAAGUUGGUUCAAUGGCAUGACUAAUAUCCUUGCUAUUGGAUACACAAAUUCGAGGCAGACGCAAUUCCAACAAGCAAAAAAUUACUUUCCAAACACUCUUGAAGCGUUUGUAAGAUCGCCACAAUGGGAGGUCCUUCUAUCAAGGUAAUAUUUACUUUCCUUCAUAAUACUGUCGUCAUGCUCCAUCGCGAUCUUAUACCUGAUUGAUCUCUCAUCUCAAUAAGGAGCGGUUUUUGUGUAUCCUUUAUUCUUCUCGGGGCCAUUCGGGACAUCUUGACGAUCUGGCAUAUGUUUCUUAAACAGGAUCGGAGACGCUGCAAUGCUGUAUCUUUUGGUCAAUACAUCCAUGUUU
Messenger RNA from Lobosporangium transversale, 800 nucleotides. RefSeq lists its product as hypothetical. The transcript is spliced from 3 exons. The record is from RefSeq and is a predicted model, not a curated record. Bases 114 to 596 code for a protein of 160 amino acids. Lineage: Eukaryota; Fungi; Mortierellomycota; Mortierellomycetes; Mortierellales; Mortierellaceae.